UUUUUGAAAAAAUGAUCGGGUUUUUUUCUAUGUAUAAAUAUCUUAAUGUAACCAAGUGAUUGAAUAAUUUUUUUAAAACUAAAACAGUAACCAAUUUGUUCACAAGUUGCAGAAUAAUUUCACUAUAACUAUAAGAGGUAAAAAUGAAUUAUUUUAGCGAAAUACAUAUUAUUUUACUGAAAAUAAUAAUUUCAAAUGUUAUUGUUUAUACACAUGAUGAAAUGAGUCAGAAUACUGAAAUUCAAAAAUCUAUUACUAUUGACGAUUUAAAUAUACUCAUUAGGGAGUAUCCUGCAUUUAUAAAGUUGACGUUACAAAAACAAGAUUAUUACACAGGAAAAAAUGUAUCUCGUUAUCAUAUGCCUUAUAACAAAAAUACUAUAUUAGACGAUCUUGAUCUUGAUAUUGUGCAGUCUAAGUAUUUCAACCCUAGAAAAUGUAAAAAACCUUGGACGUUGACACAACAAAAUGAAAUAGAUGUUCCUGUUCCCAUUGACGAUGCAAUUGGUAAAAAAUUAGGAAAUAUCAUUAAACCAUGUAUAAAAAACAAUACCAAUAUUAUCCAAUGUUAUACUCAAUAUCUGAAUGUUAUUGAAAGCGUUGGUUUAACAUUAGUAGACAGAUUUUGUUUGUUUAUACUUGAAGUAAUAGAUAGACUUGAUGAUUUAAAUGACAAUGCAGAUUUUAUUAAUGAUUUCAGCUUGUUUGAUAUUACAAUUAAUUUUGCCGUUUUAAACAUUAUUAUAGAGAAAUUUGCUGUUCUUUUUUAUAAUAUUUUGUCUUCAUUCAAACGAUAUUAUAUUUCUACUCUGCCUCUUGACUGUGUUUCGGAUGUCUUGACUACAUUUACAACUAAUAUUAUUUUAUAUGAUGGUCCAUUUAUAGAAGACUUAGAUGUAUAUUAUGAACAAUUGUUGAAAUGUAGGGAAUUAAUGAAAUCAAAAAAAAAUUACGUGGUUUUAGACAAUGAUCAAUACUGGAAAUGGGAUUAUACAUCUGAUUACAAACCUGGUGAUGAUUUAAUGAUUCUCGCACAACAGGAAAAUAAUAUUAUAGGAUUAAAUCUAUUUGCUACAAUAAAUUAAAAUAAUUUUGUGCUUUUAAAUCAUAAGGAAUUUUUAACUCAUUAUUCCGAAAUAAAAAUUAGCUAUUUAAAACUUUUGUAAAUUAAAUGUUUUAACUAAUCUAGUGUAAUUGUAAUACUCUAAUUUAAUGUAUAUUAAGAAAUUUUUAAAUUUUAACAUUGAAUACAAUUCAAUUUGUAUGAGUUUUU
Daktulosphaira vitifoliae (grape phylloxera) is the source of this 1273-nucleotide messenger RNA. RefSeq lists its product as uncharacterized. The transcript has 2 exons. The record is from RefSeq and is a predicted model, not a curated record. The coding region runs from base 144 to 1085 and encodes 313 amino acids. NCBI's taxonomy places the organism in Eukaryota, Metazoa, Arthropoda, Insecta, Hemiptera, Phylloxeridae.